This is a messenger RNA of Rhopalosiphum maidis (corn leaf aphid), 3519 nucleotides long. It is a transcript of the gene RasGAP1, whose product is annotated as GTPase-activating protein. The transcript is spliced from 18 exons. The record is from RefSeq and is a predicted model, not a curated record. The coding region runs from base 359 to 2848 and encodes 829 amino acids. Lineage: Eukaryota; Metazoa; Arthropoda; Insecta; Hemiptera; Aphididae. Gene Ontology annotation, biological process: intracellular signal transduction; regulation of GTPase activity.
GGCGGAUUGGCCGGAAACGUGGCCCGUUUGGGAACGCCUGACCGACAUACGUUUCCGCCCGACGGGAAACCCCGCGCGCCGCAACCCGCCCACACAUUUCAUGCUGUCUUUGUUGCACUAUCGUCCCGUCACCGUCGCUCGCUUACGCGCGCGCGCUCGCUCACCCGUCCGUCCUGUCCCCCGAGCAUUUCGCAUGAAUGGGAACGCUUUUCGGAAGGAAGGACACAACCAACACACACAUAUACACACACAUACACACACACAAACACACACACACCGAGAAACCAUGAAUCAAUUACUUUUUUGAAUGAAACGUCGUUGAUGAAUUGGCGGUGGACGUGCACCGGGUUUGCGCGAAAUGACGAUGGCUGAGGGUAAGCCAAACUUCAGGGUCGUGGAGAGACUAAAGAUCAAAAUCGGUGAUGCAAAGAAUUUGGGCAAGGGACAUUCGUCACUCAGAGACGGACAUUGCACAAUUACACUUGACCAGGAAGAAAUAUUCCGUACAGCUACUAUUGAAAAAGCGAUCGAUCCAUUUUGGGGUGAAGAAUUUGAGUUUGAGAUACCUCGUCGUUUCCGUUACCUUGGUGUAUGUGUUUAUGAACGAGAUAGACCAUUAGGAAGAGUAACUGUCCGAAGGGACCAAUUAACAUCAUUUAACGACAAGGAUCACUGGUUCCCUUUACGACCACUGAAUGUUGAAUCUGAAGUACAGGGAAAAAUUCAUAUUGAAAUAGAAUUUGGCGAAAACCGAGGUAGACUAGGUGUUCGCUUAAAUGAAGCAUGUGAAUUAGCCAUUACAAAUGGAAAUUGUGAUCCAUUUGCUGAUGUUACAGUUCGAUAUACAAAUGAUAAAACGGAAACGCAAAGAACUAAAGUCAAGAAAAAGACUAAUUCACCUGUAUUUGAUGAAGCUUUUGCCUUUACUCUACCUGGAUUAAGUGGAAUUCAUAAACAGCACAUAGCAGGGCAAACACCUACAGCUGAUUGGGCUGAACUUAUAGUUACACUUUAUCAUGAAAUAUCUAGUAGCAAUACUGUAUUUUUGGGUCAAGUAACUAUACCAUUACAAGGAAGAACCGUUAGUGCAUGGUAUUUUCUUCAACCACGAAAUAAAAAGUCAAGUCUCAGGGAAGACCAGGGUUUUAAUUAUCCAAGUGUAGGGUCAUUACGUUUAAAAAUUCAUUACACUGCUGAUCAUGUUUUACCAUCACACAAUUAUGAACGUCUAAAACAUUUACUGUUAAAUAGUCAUGCAGUAGUGCCAACAACUGCUAGUACUGUGUACCUUUUGGGAGAAAUUAUUCCAAAUAAAAUAGAUUCUGCUCAGCCUAUUGUACGCAUUUUGCUGCAUCAUGGGCAAAUUAUUCCGACAAUCAAAGCCCUUGCAUACUGGGAAAUAUCAAAAGUUACUGAUGCAAAUACUAUAUUUCGUGGUAACUCUUUGGUGUCUAAAAUGAUGGACGAAUCAAUGCACAUUUCUGGAAUGAGGUAUUUACAUGAAACUCUAAGACCACCAUUGGAAAGGCUUUUAGCGGAAAGAAGACCCUGUGAAAUUGAUCCUGCAAGAGUUAAAGACACAACAGUUAUCAGUCAUAAUUUGGCAAACUUAAAAAUUUAUGUUGAAGACGUAUUUAAAGCUAUUACAACAUCAGCCCUAAAAUGUCCUACUGUAAUGUGCCAGUUAUUCCAUACGCUGAAAGAAGUAGCUAUAAAAUAUUUUCCAGAAAACAAAGAAAUUAAGUAUUCAGUUGUGUCUGGAUUUAUAUUUUUAAGAUUUUUUGCACCAGCAAUAUUAGGCCCCAGGCUUUUUGAUCUCACGAAAGAACAAAUUGAUUCUCAAACAAACAGAACUCUCACUCUGGUAUCAAAAACUAUCCAAAGUUUAGGUAAUCUGGUUUGUUCACGAUCAAAUUUCAAAGAAGAAUAUAUGUCAUCAAUGUAUCAAUCUGUAUAUACUGAACAACAUGUUACUGCAGUUAGACAAUUUUUAGAAAUUAUUUCUGCCUCAGCUGGUCCAGAAGAAUGUACUCAGGAUACUCCCGUAACACUCAAAGAAGGCUAUCUAAGGAAAAUUACCUCGUGGAUGUUGACUAAACGUGCUCAAGGUCGAAAAAAAUUUGGUAGAAAAAAUUUUAAACAACGUUAUUUCAAAUUAACUACACGAGAUUUGUCAUAUGCUAAACAAAAAGGUAAAGAGUCUCUCUGUACAAUUACAUUGUCAGACAUAUUGGCCGUUGAACGACUUCAACAAGAGUCGUUCAAUAAAAAUAAUAUGUUCCAAAUAAUUCAACCAGAGAGAAUUUUAUAUAUACAAGCUAAUAAUUGUGUUGAAGAAAAAGAAUGGGUUGAUUUAUUAACUAAAAUGUGUUUCUCAAAUAAUAAGCGACUUACCCUUUAUCAUCCAGCUGCUUUUAUAAAUGGCACUUGGCUUUGUUGUAAGUCUAACAAUGAAAGAACCAAGGGAUGCCAAGAAGUAUCAACUUCUGUCGAUCAUAUACAAACUAGUAGUGUUGAUGUUGAUAGAGAACUCUCUAGAAUACAUGCACUUUGUGUGACUCAUAUUGACAGAUUUGAUAGUGUUUUAAAAGCAUGUGAGUGUAAAGCUGUAUAUCCAGGAGAUAGGUUAUGUCUCCCUAUACUAAUUGAAGAUCCAAAAACUACAUUUAUAACUUUAUCUACUUUGCGAGAAAUAAUAUAUACAUUAGAACAAGAGCAUCGUACAGUUUUAAGGACUAUUGCUAGAGAAACAAAAUAUGGCAGCAAACAAGCACCAAUUGGUGAUGAUAAUUACCUACUACUUGCAGGGCGAAAAGACCUCAGUGCACAUCAUCAAAAAGUUUGGUAGCAUACAUUUAAAAGAUCCCGUUCGAUUUAAAGGGGUAACAAUACAAAACAUAAAUUUAAAUAGAUUAUUAAAAAUCUAAAUAAUUUUUAUAGAAACUUAAUUCAGUACAUUAUUAAUAUAUUACUAUUAAUAUUUUAUUAAUUAUUUUAGGCUUAUCCUUUAAUGUUAAAAAUCGUUAAUUCUCAAAUUUUACAAAAAUUAACCAAUAGAUAUAAUGUUGUUAUGACAUGUAUAGUUUUAUACACGCUUCUCCAUUAACAAAAACCAUUGUGCCAACAGUAAUUAACACCCUUGUGUUCAUAUGAUAGUAUUCAUAUUACUUAAGUAUGUGUAUAUAUAUUUUUCAUUAUUUUUUUUCUUUGGCAGCUUAUAUUUUUUUACAAAUUCUCUAUUUCUCUAAAUUAUUUAAAAUUUACCAAAUUAUGUGUUUAAGUGUUUUAUAUAGUUUAAAAACAAUUAAUUGAGAUGAAAAACUUAAAGAUUAUAAUAUAUCUGUUAUAAAAAAAUUGUAAAUGUAAGUAAAUCGACUCCACAUUCCCUUUGUUUUCAAUCUUCUUUGUACAAAAUUAUUAUAAUAUUAUUAAUGUACAGUAUUUAUUAUUGAAUGAGCAGUUUAUCCCCAUCUUUUAUCUUUUUAUCUAUCGAGUCGAUUGUACAUUUUUCUAACACCA